AUGAUCCCAGAAUAUAUUUUACAGAUACGCGGUUUUAUCAAAACAAAGAAAGUCAAUAGAAUAAUCAUCUCGGAAAAAUUCUUCGAUAGCGUCGCAUUCUGGCAAACGGCGUUCAAAAAAUCAGAGGCAGAUCAAGCUAAACUGCUCGAUACCAUCUUUGAGCUGGAGCAGCGAAAUGAAGGUCUCCUCAUCAAGUUGAACACGACUGCAAUACUGAAUGAGAAUGGAGAUAUUUCCCCGAUCAAACGAAAAGCACCGAAAGAGAAUACACAUGACUCGGAAGCAAUCCGAAAAAGAGGUCGAUCUAGUAAUAUGGUUAUUCAGGUCCCAAACGUUACCAGGCUGUCAUUUUCUAAGCAAAUAUUCGCUCUUCAACAAGCUCUGCAGAAGCGACGCAAAAGUCAUGCUCUUGCUUUUAAUGCAGUAAUUUUAUGCAAAGAAGCAGAAACCGAACUUCUCUCUACAGUUACUCGAGAGUUUGUGCAUAAACAGUCAACCAGCCCUCAAACACAGAGUCAAACACAGAGUGUAAGAGAGCCCAGCUUGAAUGCUGUGAUAAAAGGAGUGGAAGUAUCCUUCCACCUCAUCCACCAGGCAUUGCAUAAAGUGCCAGAUAUACCAAAAGAAAGGCCUCACAAGAACCAGGUAGUAUAUUAUCUGGUAUGCCUUUUCGAGUCAAUCAUGACAGGUAUUGCUCAGUAUUGUGCCGCCCUUUCAGCUCAAACUAGCAAGGAGAAUGCACAAGCGAAGCAAAAGCAACGACCUUCAGGCAGGGCUAAGCCACAGAAGCCCACAAAAAACAAUGCAACACAACCAGUGCCAGACAUACAAGCCCAAGCCGGUGAAUACUUGACGAACUUGUUAUGCGUGAUGGCACUGUCGCUUGACAUUGCACGACCGGAUGAUCAAGAGAUUAUGGAAGGAUUUCUCUUUGUCGCACUGGAUAGAGUUGGCAAGAUGCUUGCACUAUUUGUUUUCAACGAUUUCCAAUUGCCAUUGGGUCCUCGCUCAGACAUUCCAGCACCGGAUGGAUUAGCAGCAAUGAGGACUGAGUCCCUGUCCCCUGAAAAUGCGCAAUCAGAGGCGAAAUACCUGAUUAUGUUUCUCAGCCGAUUACUGUCUGUCAGAUCUUUGAGCUCAGAAUCUUUGAAUGUCCGAGAUCACUUUUUUCGAGCAAGAAAAAGCAAACUGCAGAAAACGCUACUUCGCGCGGUUUUUGGCACCGAGGAUCCUCUGUUUCGAGAAUCACUUACACGUCCAGCCACCCCUCCUCCCCAGGAACCUAGCGGCCGAGGAAAGAAAAGGCAGGAAUUUUCUGAGUGGUUCACGCAGGAACUUUGGCAACUGAUUGGAUGGGACUUACUAGCUUCUGAGUUUACAUCCAGCUGA
Messenger RNA from Penicillium macrosclerotiorum, 1389 nucleotides. RefSeq lists its product as uncharacterized. NCBI's taxonomy places the organism in Eukaryota, Fungi, Ascomycota, Eurotiomycetes, Eurotiales, Aspergillaceae. The record is from RefSeq and is a predicted model, not a curated record. The coding region runs from base 1 to 1389 and encodes 462 amino acids. The transcript has 2 exons.